This is a messenger RNA of Cherax quadricarinatus, 4437 nucleotides long. RefSeq lists its product as uncharacterized. Gene Ontology annotation, biological process: proteolysis. The record is from RefSeq and is a predicted model, not a curated record. NCBI's taxonomy places the organism in Eukaryota, Metazoa, Arthropoda, Malacostraca, Decapoda, Parastacidae. Gene Ontology annotation, molecular function: protein binding; cysteine-type endopeptidase activity.
GCAAACCCUCCUCACAGUCACUACUCACCAGCAGACCGGAACGCUCUUCCUACAGAUCAGUUCUCUGCUCACAGACUGAACUCACUUGCUCACCAGCAGACCGGAACGAUCUUCCUACAGAUCAGUUCUCUGCUCACAGACUGAACUCACUACUCACCAGCAGACCGGAAAGCUCUUCCUACAGAUCAGUUCUCUGCUCACAGACUGAACUCACUACUCACCAGCAGACCGGAACGCUCUUCCUACAGAUCAGUUCUCUGCUCACAGACUCACUUGCUCACACACCGACUCUCCAAGACUCAUUUCAAGAGUCAUCAACAUAACUCCUUAACAUUUCAUUAAGAUAAGAACGUGAACAACAGGAGAACAGUUGUGAACAACGGGAGUACAAACAAGGAAGUGAACAACAGGAGUAUAAGCCAGGUGAACAACGAGUACAGACAUUAGAGUGAACAACACGAGUACAAGAUGCCUCCCUGUACAACUGACUCAGAUACUAUGACACUGACGGAUGGCUGUCACUUGACGGACGAGCUGUCAAAGUGCAUCAACAGUGAUAGUUUGACUGAACAACUUAAGUCCACCAGGAAGCUAAGAUUACUGGUGUCCAGUCAGAGCUGCAGCUCUACCGUCCAAAAGAUCAUAGAGUCUGGAGCUCUAAAGAGACUUGUCAACUUCCUACAAGCUGAAGACUGGCAAUUACAGCAUGAAGCAGCAUGGGUAUUGUGCAACAUAGCAGCAAGUAUGAGUACUCACACCCAGGCUGUGGUUAAUGCUGGUGGUGUGGGCAGCCUGGCGGCCCUGAUGAAGCAUUCUACCCACCAGGAACUAUGCCACACAACAGCCUGGGCACUGAGCAACAUUGCUGCUGACUCCAGUGCCGGGCGCGACCUCAUCCUCUCUUUCGAUAUUCUUACGCCUCUCAUACGAAUGGUGAAUGAGAGUGAGAAUCAAGUUCUAACAACAGCCACUUGGUUCCUACUUAAUCUUUGUCUGCCACAACACCUGCCAGUUAACCUGGGCCAGAUGGUGAGGUGUCUACCAACCAUCUGUGACCUCAUCUUCCACAAGGAUGCCCAGGUGGAAGAGGAUGCUUGCAUGGCACUCACUAACCUGGCCACAACAUACAAACACCAACUUCAGGCUGUCCUCUGCCCUGAAUUCUACUCUAAACUUGUUCAGUUUCAUAAACUGAACCCUGGGAAGAGCAAAGUAAACAAACUUGUCAACGUGUUGCAGGAACUGCAACCAGCAACUGACAUCAAUAAUCAGGUAAUUGGAGCAGUUAGUGUUUCUCCUGAGAGGGGAACAUCAACACUGUCAACACCAAGGAAGACUCCACUUGCAAAAACCAUCAAAAGAUCCAACAUGAAACGGUGCAUCAGCCCUUCCUCCUGGGAUGUUGCUACCAGAAGUACACCGAAGAGGUGUAGGGAUGCUUCACGGGAUGUUCGAAAUGAUGCCCCACUCAAGAGGGUCAUCAGAACACGAGCUUCAGCAAGGCUUUUGAUGUUCAGGACUCCUGGUCAGUCAACCUCAAGCAGUGUUAAGAAGACAGAAAUAUUCAGAGCAGUGGAGAUGGGAGAGCUGGAGAGAGUAGAGGAACUUGUACGUGAAACAGGACCAGCAGUGAGGAGACAGCAGACAGGCUGGUCUCUGCUGCAUACAGCAGCAGACAGCAACCAGCCAGAGGUGCUGAGCUUCCUGCUCAAGCUUAUCAGUCCCAAUAUUGUCAACAAGGAAGGUCAGACUCCAGCUCACUUGGCUGCCCUCAAAGGUCACACACAGGUGUUAGAUAUAUUGCUCCAUGAAGAGGACUUGAACCUUGACAAACGUGACAACCACAACAGAACCUUCAAGGACCUGCUAGCUGCACCGCUGUUCGAGGCUGUUCUGUGGUGGGAUACAAGGAAGGUACAGCAGUUGCUACAGCUUGGUGCUGAUCCUGACUACCACGCUGGUCACCUGGUACAAGGAACCUUGACCAGGGAACUGCAGGUGACCACACCUCGUCAACUGGCACUCUCCUUACACCGAGAGCAUAUUUUCCCCAUGGUUCCUCAGAAUGAUAGGCUUCAGGUCACCAGUUUCAGCUUCAGCAAUGUGGAUAGUUUAGCUUUGAGCUUCGGUGACCUUUCCAAAGAUGCUUGCAAGAAUCAGAGAUCUGGAGGAUCCAGAGUCAAGACAUUAGGACCAGACAUCUACAGGAUGGACACAGAUCCCAGAGGAUACGUGUGUAUCCUGAGCUACAGUUCCUUCAAGGAGCGACCUGACCUGGCCCUUGAGGGGUCACACUUAAAUGUCAAGAACCUGUCAAACAUCUGGGAGAAAAUGGGUUACACUGGACACUCACAUUGUUCCUUGACAGCACAAGAGACCAAACAAGUGUUGACCAGUGUCAGGAACAUGGAGCUCCUGGACCGUGUUGGAUGUGCUGUUUUUAUUAUCUCAAGUCACGGUGUCGAAAAUGAAAAGUUUUUAACAAGUGACAUGAAUCUUUUGACUACUCAGUGGGUAUGUGAAAUUUUUAAGGACUCAGAAUGCCCACAGUUAAAAAAUAAGCCCAAAUUAUUCAUCUUUGACUUUUGUUGUGGUUACUACAAAGAGAAUGCUAGAAGAGACAACACAGUCAAAUAUACAAGAAUGGAAGAACCUCUACAGGACAUAAUGUGUUUGUACUCAAGCAGUGGAGGUUUUACCUCGUACUCCUUUACUAAGGAAGGAACUCCCUUCAACACUGCUCUGUGUCGCACCCUGGCACAACACUCCCAUGAUAAGGAACUUGCUGACUUGUACAGACAGUUACUCAAGGAGUGUGCCAACAACUCUUACACUGGGUCGCCACUACUGAAAAAUAUUGGCUUCAGCAAGAAGUUCUUCUUCAACCCUGCAUCUUAAUUCUAACACAGCACAGCCUGAACACUGAUAUUUCUGGCUUGGUUUUCUUGGGUUAUCACGGGGUAUUAAAAACCCUCCGGUAUCUUUAAACACAGUGGCAGAGUGUUCAGUACACAACAAUAAAGUCCUGGGUUUUAAUCAUGGGUGAAAAAGACGUAUAGAGCAAGUCUUCUUACACCUGCUGCCCAUAUUCUCUUAACAGUAAAUAGGUACCUAGUUGACUGUUGUGGGUUGCAUCAUUGAGAAGAGGAUAUAAGGGCCCCCGAGGAAAUAGGCCAGACCUAUGGGCUUCCUAGGUUGUCCCUAUUAUCACUCAGCAGUUAAUAAUCAAGAAAAGACUUCGUUUGCCUAACAUCUACUAAAAUUAUCUAUGGUACAACAUUCCUCUUCAGUGUUACCUUCAAGGAAAUGUUCUUCAUAGUUCUGAGUAGUGUGAUGAUGUAAAUAAUCAUAUUAGAAUUAAUCAUAAUUACUUGGAAUUAAAAUCAUAAAUUUUAGUUUGUAAACAGCAGGAGAGAAUCGAACACUACUCGAUACAGCAUAUGGUGUCAGUGACUCUAUAAACCCCCAACAACAAGAAUCUAAUCCUUUGAGAAUCUCUAUUGUUUAUAUGGGGAAUAAAACCUAUCUCCAGAUAUGGGUCAUUGUCUGACAAAGAACCAUGUAAUGAUGCACUUGUUCUGUUUGCUGACCAAUAAACACUUACAAUCCUUUUCUAAAGAUUCGUGAGGAUCCUUCACUCUACUAAUUUUUUAUCAUCACACUGUACUUGGUUAGUUAGUUAAAGAUUAGCCUGUAUUCUCCCGGCCCGGGCCUUGUCCAAGUGGUGGCCCGGCCUUGGCUCCCUCUUUAGGGAGUGUCUGAGACCUAAGUCUCCCAUGGGAGGAAGCACAAGUACCUCCUCAUCUUUGGGACCAACUGUCCCCAGGCCUAGCCACAAGCUAGGCCUCUCUGGUCUGCCAUCCCCGCCCCAAGGGGGCAAAUGGGAAUGACAGUCUUAUGAGCUAAAGGCUCGGGCUCAGGCACCUACCCUACCCUAGAAGGGUUAGGCAUGGUGUCGAUGACACACUGUACUUAAAGAAAUAAAACUACUGUCAUACAUCUGGUUCAAAUUUUAUUAAGUUAAACAGAAAAAUGGAACAAAUAAUUUUGCUGCCAGGGCCAUCCAAAGUCAUUAAUAGUAUUAAUUGUACUAUUUUUAUGGAAAAUUUUCUAGGGUGUUUAUCUGUAUGUACCUCAACAUUAUAUACAUACAAGUAAUCUCAUUGGGAGACAACCAUAUUGUUUACCGUAGUCACCCCGUGUAGACAUGUGAGAAAACUUAACCACCUCUGGUCACUGCAGGUGGCCCCUUCGACCUCACAAUCUUAUCCAUAUCUAUCCGAGACCAGUAUGGAUUGGGUAGCACACACAAGUACGGUGCUACUAGUUAAUUGUGGACUGUAUAGAUUAUAUUAGUUUCGCUGAAUGAAGGGGAGGGGGGUAGGAUACACCUGGAUACAUCCAUCAAGGAAAACAUUUGUACAUAAUCCCACCACU